AUGCGUCGAUGUUGUUGGCUUCUGCAGAAGAAUGAAUCUUUUAUUUCAACACGGGUAUUCUCAUCAGACAGGCCACGAAGAACCCCAUUUUUCUCCAUAAUGUCUCGUGUUCGGUUAAAUUCACCAGAAUCGAUAAGACAAACAGGAGGAGGAUCAAUGGAAACUCAGCCGUUAUCAUCUGUUGACAAGUUAACAUCCAGGAACUGUGGAGGGAAGAACGGGUUUCAUGGGGUUUCAAGUACGACGUAUAGGAGACGUACAUCUUCACCUUAUUCUGUUGAGAAAUACCGUUUCUCUCGAUUACUUCGUUUAAAGUCACGAAGUGAUGAUGAAAUGGAUCCUUCGUGUUGUAGUGAUGCGGCAUCGCAAGAGAUGCAGGGACGUGAGGUUGUCUUGACACCAUCGACAUUACUUCAACGACUCGAAAGUAUCUUUCCCCCUGGAAGAAAGGAAGAGGAGAAAAAAAAGCAAACAGGACAUUGUGUGAAAUGUACUGCUUUUACUGCUUCGGUUACAGGAGAAGAUAUGCUGAACACAAAUAUACCUUUCUAUGAGCCGAAUGCUUUGGCGGAUAGACUCCGUCCAUGCUGUUAUCGAGUUCCUUGGAAAUGUGUCCUGCUCUCUCGCGUAGACACAACCAUAUCCUCAGCGGAGAGAGAGAAUACUAGAAGUUGUAGUUGUAAUGAGAGUGUCUCGAAGCUUCUCACUACUCCAGCAGUGUAUGAUGUGUUUGUUCCCAUCUCAUUUCUUUUUGACCCAGAUGCAAGAGAAAUAACAUCAUCAUCAUCAUUAUCAUCAUUAAGAGCAGGAGUAGAAGGAGGAAAAGCAAGAAGAUCAUAUUUCUAUAGUGAUGCGCCUUCGAUAAAGGAGCGAAUCAAAUGUAAAGACCGUUCCGGUAGGAUUGUGAAAUCGUCCAGUAAAUUGCAGAGAGUUGCUGUGCUCCAUCACAUUCCUGGACUCCCAGAUCCAACUGCGGCAUCAAUGACUCUGGAAGAUUACAGUCAAUUUCUACAGUAUUGUACACUUCAGAAUACAUCACAAAAAACAAAGGUGAAAAGAAUAACCGAAUCAACUAGUGUGAUGCAUUGUAUGGGGACAGACGGAAUGAAUAAUCGUGAUAUUGGUAUUCAUAGCGUUCAAAAACGUCUCUCUGAAGAGAAGAAGACUCACCAACAACAAGAACAAGAACAUGAUGGUGUACAUAUGAUGAAUGCUGAGAAGGAUGAGAAGACUCUAGACGGUGGAGUUGGUGUGUGGAUUAUUCACCCAUAUCGUGAGAGUAUCUUCUUUGCUCUGCGCUAUACGACGGCAUCAGACCACUACGAGUGGCUUUGUUCUCCGCAGUACACUCUUUUUCAGGAUAAUUGUGCCCAGUCAUCAGCAGCAACAGUAGCAACAGCAGCAGCAGCAGGAGAAGAGGUAAACGAUAAAUCAGGAGGUCUGCACAGCCAAAACAAUAUAGUAUCAUCUUUAUCAUGGGCGAUAACACCCCUUCAAAAGGCAAUGAUAUCCAUGAAGAAGAAGUCAGAAGUCCUUUCACAAGGAAAGAACAAAAGAGAGGAUCAGAAAAAGCAUCCAAAAGAGAUGAAAACUAUAUUUCCCACUAUUUUAUAUUAUUGCGCUGCGAAUGUACCUCUCUCCACGGAAGAGAAGUCGGCUAUGAUGAUGUCCUUGUUAACGAACAGCCUCUUUGAUACCACAGAAACCACGCAAACUUCUGGCCGUUCCAAGGGGAAACAACUGAAAAAUGGUCAAGAGAAGAAAAAGAAAUGUAAAAUAAGAAAUACCUCCAAGAAGAAACAUCAUAAAGGCCAGAGCGUUGCUCAGUUAGCAAUGGCAUGGACACCGUUACCCCGAACAUCACGGUUAAUGCGUGGGAGGCAGUUAAUGACGAACCCAGAUGCACUUGCAGAGACACUGAAGUACGGUCUCCUGCGUAUUCUACACUAG
Molecule: messenger RNA, 1950 nt
Organism: Trypanosoma theileri
Lineage: Eukaryota; Euglenozoa; Kinetoplastea; Trypanosomatida; Trypanosomatidae
Exons: 1
Coding region: 1-1950 (649 amino acids)
Source: RefSeq, a predicted model, not a curated record